GAGGAUCAGAGAAGGAUCGAAUAGAAAAAUAAGCAUAUAUGAGUUUUGGCCGUCCAUCUGCAUUGGAGAAAGGUUCCAGAAUUAUGAGGCUUAUGCACACCGCCGCCUGAAUAUGUAGGUAUUAAGCCACUCUUCCAGCGUGCUCUUGCAAAGACUCUAGCGGUCUUUUAGGGGGAUACACAGAGAUUAAUCGCAAAGAAUUGAUGUUAUGAUAACGUUGAGUUGCUCUCGAUCGAUCUACAGUAUUAAAAGUAUAUUUGAUUACAAAGCAAGUUGGCCCAUCAGGGGAGCUGAUCCCUUUUUGCUCUACAGCAUUACAAUCCCUUUUAGUUAUUUUUCUGGAUUUCAUUGCUCAUGUUGGGGAAUCAACACCACUAUGACUGAGGCGCUUGUGUACUAUUUUGAGUUACUUGUUUUGAUCUCAAACGAGCUGCUUUUCACACGAACAGCUCCACGAGUAGUUGCCAUUUCCCACCUUUGUCUUACCCCUAAAAAGACUCAUGAGUGCACCUCUAAAAUAAAACAAACAAUGGUAGCGAUUGUGAUUGACUCGUUCAUUACCCAUAUGCGGCUUGAAAAGUAUUAUUUUCAAUCUUUAAUACUUCCCUAUCUUAUUAUGAAAUAAAAUAUUUCUUGUUUUGAUUCAUUGCUUGUAAAAAUUGUAUCCCUCUAGACCUUUUCCUUCGUGAUUAUUGAAGGGUUUAAUUCGAUAUACCCUUGAAUGAGAUUUCCCUCCCCCCUCAACGAAUUCAUAGUUGAAUUCAAAUACGCUAAUUUGCUAUCAGGCGUAUUUUUAUUGCAGAUAUAUUGGCGCUUAUUUCUACUUAAGCUUGCAUCUUUUCGGUUCAAAUUUGAAAAUUCUGAGCCUUUUUUGCUGUAUUGCUCAUCUUAGGUAUUCAAAGACAGUAUUGAUCAUCUGGUUAUGCAUUUUUUCAAAA
Molecule: messenger RNA, 938 nt
Organism: Phytomonas sp. Hart1
Lineage: Eukaryota; Euglenozoa; Kinetoplastea; Trypanosomatida; Trypanosomatidae
Source: the annotation of a GenBank genome assembly